AAAAAUGGAAAUCAUAACCACGAAGAUGAUGGUGUGGUUAUCUACGCGAAUUGUCCAAAUGUCAAAUUUAGUUCUAAUUUCUUUGUCGUGUAGAACAGACUUUAAAUAUUUUUUUUUUAAAAUUUGUCCUCAUAUAUUUUCUCAAAAGGAUUUUCGCUUAAAAAAUGGCUCAAGACCGUGUCAUUCUUCAUUCAUAUAGGAUUCAGAAUCAAACGAUUCGUGAAUUUCUUUCCGAAAUGGUUGGCACAUUUAUUCUUGUGUUGGUCUGUGAUUGUUCAAUUGCCGUGCAAAUCUUGAGCAAACCACACAAGAUUGAUUUGCUUGCCAUCGGUUUUGCCACUGGCAUGGCAUUGAUGCUUUGCUACUAUGGUUGUGCUCGAUUAUCCGGUGCUCAUGUGAAUCCCGUCGUUACGCUCAGUUUGGUAGCAUUGGGACAUCUUCCUUUUUGGAAAAUUUUUCAUUAUUUUCUUGGCCAAUAUAUUGGUGGAUUUUUGGCAACGGCAGUCGCCUAUAUGAAUCAUUAUUCGGCUAUAACCGUGUUUGAUGGUGGUGUACGUUCAGCAUUCUUUAAUGCUACUUCGACUGCUGGUAUUCUCACUUCACAUCCUGGCCAUCAUCUUACACUUUCCGGUGCAGUUAUCGAUCAGAUUCUGUGCUGUGGUUUGUUAAUGUUGGGCAUCUUAUGUAUUGUUGAUCAUCGAAAUCUCAAUACACCCAAACCAUUAAUCUCAAUUGCAUUGUUUAUUCUUCUUGCCGGUUUGAUCACCGCUUUUGGUUUAAAUUGUGGUCCGGCAUUGAAUCCGGCACGUGAUAUACCAGCCCGGCUAUUUGCUUGGAUGAUUGGUUAUGGUUCUGAGGUUUGGUCUCCGCAUAGUCAUUUAUAUUGGUUGGUGGGUGGCUUAAUUGCUCCUCAUAUUGGCGGAAUUUUGGGUACAUGGAUGUAUCAUCUUGGUUUAGGACUUCAUCUUGAUGAUGAACAAGUUUACAAUCAACAACAACCAAAAACGAAUACGGCCGAACAAGAAAUACUGUUCACAAAUUAAAUUUUUCUUUUACAAAAUAAACUGAUUUUGAAUUGAA
Messenger RNA from Dermatophagoides farinae (American house dust mite), 1080 nucleotides. NCBI's taxonomy places the organism in Eukaryota, Metazoa, Arthropoda, Arachnida, Sarcoptiformes, Pyroglyphidae. The record is from RefSeq and is a predicted model, not a curated record.